Messenger RNA from Menidia menidia (Atlantic silverside), 1341 nucleotides. The record is from the annotation of a GenBank genome assembly. Lineage: Eukaryota; Metazoa; Chordata; Actinopteri; Atheriniformes; Atherinopsidae.
AUGCCCAAACUUUUCGAUUUGAAGUUUCCUGGGGAAUGCAGGACCCUUCCCGAAGGCUUCUGGUCAGCAGUGGACGUGUGGGUUAAGAAGCCUCACGUUGUCAAUAAGCGCCUUUGCGGAGUCAAAGAGACGGAGAGCAGAGAUGUGGACACUGAGGAGCUGCGCUCCCUGCUGGGAAACGUGGACCUCUGUCAGGAUGUGAUGUUGUUCCUCUCCAGAGGGAAUUCAUCCACACAAGCACACGAAAAAGAAACGUGGUCUUCCAGUGUCAGAACCUUCAUCCCCAAAGUGAGCUGUUAUGGACCAAAGGCGCAAAAAGAAGUCGUGCUGAAAGACUUUGACCUGCAACAGGUAACCUUUCUGCCAUUUGAGGAGGAUGCAGAAGGGCGUGUGUCAUUGAAGAAAGGCAACAUUCAUCUGAUCAGGCUCAUCAAUCAUGGUUGUGAAGACUGGGCUUUGGAGCUGCAUGUGCUGGCCGCUGAUGCGUGGUUCUCCGAUGGCGUUGCCUACCCGAAGCUGCCCUGGUUGUCCUCAGACCUGCUGCCCAAACUGGUGCGCUGGGCCGCCGAGUGCAAGGGCAGCGAGUUCAAGAGCACGCUGUCUCUGCUGCCCGUGGAGAAGUACAGCCUCAAGUACCAGCAGCUGAAGGAGAAGUACAAAGCCAUGGUCAAGGUUUGGCCAGAGGUUACAGAUCCCGAGAAGUUUGUGUAUGAGGACGUUGCUAUAGCAACAUAUCUCCUGGUGCUGUGGGCUGAGGAGAGAGCGGAGAGGGGCCUGGCGGACAGCCAGUCCUUUGUGGACCUCGGCUGUGGAAACGGCCUUCUGGUGCACAUCCUCACAAAUGAAGGCCACCCUGGAAAGGGCAUCGACGUCCGGAGGAGGAGGAUCUGGGACAUGUACGGCCCCCAGACCGUGCUGGAGGAAAAGGCAAUUACUCCAAGCGAGAGCUUCUUGUUCCCGGGCACAGACUGGCUGAUUGGGAACCACUCGGACGAGCUCACACCAUGGAUCCCCGUCAUAGCAGCCAGGCGAGAGAUGAGUCUGUUUGUGUUGGUUCCCAUUUGUGUCGUUCAACAAAUCUGCCUGUGCAGAGGCGACCACCUGAUGGCAAUGUCGUCUUACUCCUGCCGUUACUUUGUCCUCCCCUGCUGUUUCUUCGACUUCUUCGGGAAGUAUCAGAGACGCCAGUGUAAGAAGUCCCAGUAUAAAGAGUACAUUGACUUCAUCGCCGAGGUCGGCCAAGUGUGCGGCUUCAACACCGAGGAGGACUGCUUGAGAAUACCGUCAACCAAACGGGUAAAUGCAGAGAGCAAGCUCACUACAGGAAGGCUAGAGGGGUAA